This is a messenger RNA of Dibothriocephalus latus, 294 nucleotides long. The record is from the annotation of a GenBank genome assembly. NCBI's taxonomy places the organism in Eukaryota, Metazoa, Platyhelminthes, Cestoda, Diphyllobothriidea, Diphyllobothriidae.
AUGAUCAUAUCUGACCGAGCCGCUCUGGAUGGUACUGCGGAGUGUACCUCCAUCCAUACAAUUGUGAGUCGAGAGAUCUGGAGGCCUCCAGCGACGCAAGCCAAAUGUCGAAGGCCCACCAACUGUCUCCGUGUCUUGACGACUUGUUUUGAUCCAAGUGGCGAGUUUGCCACUUGGACGCCCCCAGAUGAGUACCGGCGUCGAAUGAAGAGCAGUAUCACUGAACUCACGAGGCGGACAAUGGGCGUGUACCCAAACCACCAGGAUAACCAGAGGUACCUUGGCGUUUUCUAA